AUGUUUGCUUCGAAACGAUUAGUAUCACCACCUAAUCCAUCUAGUCUACAUUUACCUACUGUUUCAAAAACGAAUCGACGACGUUCUCAACAUUCUUCUUCUCUAUCAUUUACUACAAUGCCAUCCACAACAGUAUCAACGAAUGUAUCGGAAAAUGUUUCAGCGUUAAAAGCUAAAUAUAUUGAUUAUGCAAUGUGGCUAAAAGCAUCAUCAAAACAAAAUCGUGAUCCAAUGUUUACACAUGAAUUAUUAAAACAUUCUUUAUGUCAAAUGGGUAUUGAUUCAACACAAGCUGAACAACUUGUAUCAACAUGUAGUUGGUAUGUAUAUCAAUUUCAAAAAGAACUCGAAGUUGAUAAUGAACAACGUGAUCCAUCAAUAAUAACAGAAACUAAAAUAUCUCAUCGAUCAUCAAGACGACGACAUAAAAAAACUCGCACAACUACAUCGAAAAAAACUUCUCUCCCAAGAGAACAUUCAUCAGAAUCAGCAACAACAGUAACUUCCAUAAACAAAGAAAGUAUUGUUUCACCUGCAUCAUCUCCAUCAACAAGAAAUAAAUUUUCUGUUUUACCGGCUAUUCAAAGUUCUGAACGUGAAACAUCACCACGUUUUCGUCGUGUUGAUUUUAAUAAUGAAAAAUCAAAUUCACAAUCCAUAGGAAAAGAAAAAUCUUCACAUUGGCGAUCAGCUAUAUUAAAAGCACGAAUUUUACCUAAAAUUCGACCAUUAGAUACUGAAUCAUCUAUUGAUAAUCGCCAUGAUAUUACACCUGAACCUACAUCAAUUGAUCUUGAUUUAUCAAGUUCACAAAAAACUCUUCAUCAACAUAGUUUAGCUGGUAGUCAUCAUACUCGAUCAAUACUACGUAAACAAAUUAGUUCAUGUUCAUCUGUCGUAUCAACAGAAGUUGAUAGUCGAAGAUAUCGUAGUAGAAUAUUAACACCAACAUCAACAGUUAUUGAUGAAAUACCAUUAGGAACAAGGUCACAACGUUUAUUUGGUGGUAGUGAAUGUUUUGCUCAAAUUAUGAAUGAACUUGAACAACAAAAAUUACAUUAA
Rotaria sp. Silwood1 is the source of this 1062-nucleotide messenger RNA. NCBI's taxonomy places the organism in Eukaryota, Metazoa, Rotifera, Eurotatoria, Philodinida, Philodinidae. The record is from the annotation of a GenBank genome assembly.